Molecule: messenger RNA, 873 nt
Organism: Dichotomopilus funicola
Lineage: Eukaryota; Fungi; Ascomycota; Sordariomycetes; Sordariales; Chaetomiaceae
Exons: 2
Coding region: 1-873 (290 amino acids)
Biological process (GO): attachment of spindle microtubules to kinetochore
Cellular component (GO): DASH complex; spindle microtubule
Source: RefSeq, a predicted model, not a curated record
AUGCCCCUCCUCUUUACUCAUCUGGAGCAAAUCUCCGUAUCCUGUCAAGGCAUUGACAGCCUUCCCUUUCCACCCCCCAAAAUAUUUACCAACGCCCUCCUCUCCAGACCCGACAUUACCUCCCUCAUCCGUGAUACUGAAGCCCACGAACGCGCCCUCUUUUCUGUCCCAGCCCCGCCACCCCCUCCACAGACAAACAUUGCUACAACAGCAGCCCGGCAACAGAACAACCAAGAGGAGCAGCAACCACCUCUAAAGGCAUCCUCGCGCCGCCAAACCGUGUUCAACGUCACAGGCGGUGAAGUCACGACCGGCCCGCCGGCCAACUCCACACGCGCGGGACCCACCGCCCGCCGUAACACGGCUGUUGCGGCCGUCCUAGGCGGGGACCUCCACGCGCAGAUUGUACGACGCGGCGAUCACAGGGAUGGUAACGGAGAGGGUCGCAGCGGCAGCGGAGGCGGUGACGUAGACAUCGAGGUGCUCCUCCACGGCGCCGAGAAGCUGUGCGUCGUGUACCCCCUCCCAGGGGCGCUCGAGCGAAUCCCAGCCCAGCGGCAAAAGUAUGCGCAACAGAGUGGGACGCUGGCAUAUUACGAGGGAAAAGUAGCGGAGCAGCAGGAGGCGUUGGAGCGGAUGAAUUUGGAGAGGUCGUUGGACGAAGAGGGUGAGCAAACAGGGGAAGAAGACGACAUUCAGGACGAGGUGGUGGAGGACGCCGGCAUGACGGAGGAGGAUUUGAGAAGAGAAGAGGAGGAGUCACGGGCGUUGGAGAGGAAAAAGAGGGAGCUGCAGGCGAGGUUGAAGGCCAUUGAUCGUGACCUGGGAGGGUUACUGGGGAUGCCCGCGGGCUCGAGAUAUCCGUCGGGUUGA